Molecule: messenger RNA, 219 nt
Organism: Venustampulla echinocandica
Lineage: Eukaryota; Fungi; Ascomycota; Leotiomycetes; Helotiales; Pleuroascaceae
Exons: 1
Coding region: 1-219 (72 amino acids)
Source: RefSeq, a predicted model, not a curated record
AUGAUGGGCCACGAUAUCCUCCCUGAUGUCAGGGACCAAGACGACGGGUCUGAUGAGGAGGUGCAACGCCGCUUCCGUGCCCGCCAGUUUCCACAGGAAUCUCACGCCUGUAGCGAAAUUACGGCAAAGUGUUGGGAGCAGGCAUACAGCUCUACUAUCGAAGUUGCCCAGGAUAUCGAGACUCGAGAGAAGAAAGCGAGCGCGAGGGAGAUGGCGUAA